This is a messenger RNA of Rotaria sordida, 737 nucleotides long. The record is from the annotation of a GenBank genome assembly. NCBI's taxonomy places the organism in Eukaryota, Metazoa, Rotifera, Eurotatoria, Philodinida, Philodinidae.
ACUGGUAUCGCAAAUUCAUUCCUAAUUUCGCUCGUAUAGCUGCACCGCUACAUAAAGUAACCAACAAAACAAAACAUCGUCGACAUGAAUAUAGAUGGGGACCUGAACAACAACAAUCCUUUGAGGAAUUUAAACAUAUACUAACAACAUCUCCUUUAUUUUUAGAAUAUCCAGAUUUGUCAACUCCAUUCACAUUAACAACUGAUGCAUCAGAUAUUGGCAUUGCUGGGAUUUUAAGACAAGAUACACCAGCUGGAACAAAGAUCAAUUAUUUUAAAUCUCGUGUCUUAAAUGAUACUGAACGUAAAUAUGAUACAUUUGAAAAAGAAGCAUUAGCCAUUUAUUGGUGCAUUACCGAACUUCGAUCUUAUAUAGGUGACUCUAAUUUUAUUGUCGAAACAGAUCAUCGACCACUUGAAAACUUCCACCUUAAACAAAUCAAUAAUAAACGUGCAAACAAUACUGCUGCAGAUUAUAUUUCACGGUAUAUUUCUUCAUCAACAUCUGGUGAUACCACACCACCUGGUCCAACUAAUACACUUCAUUCUCAUACGUGCGAUAAUACUGAACUUAAUGCUGUUACAACGAGAGCACAAGCCAAACUUCUUGCUCAACCACGUUCAUCAACAUCAAUAGCACCUGAAUCUACUCGUUCUUCUCCAUCAGCAAGUACUCAAUCAUAUGAUUUUAGUUUAUCACGUAUACGUACCGAACAAAACACUGAUAUGAAUAUUUAA